AUGCGGUUCUUCAAAAAACUAGGUUUGAUCGUAGCUGGUGAAAUCGAAAAUCCUGUCGCUACUAGACUCAUAACUUGUCACUUAGGCUUACAUGCAGAACAAUUUGAUUCUGAUCUUACUCGCUUCUGGGAAAUCGAAGAAAUUCCCUCAUCAAAACUUUCAUCCCCAGAAGAAAAAGCAUGUGAAGUACAUUAUUCACUUCACACUACUCGAGAUAAAUCUGGUCGAUAUGUCGUUAGGCUUCCUUUUAAUGACAAAAUUCAAAAUUUUGGAGAAUCUUAUUCAACUGCUUUAUGUCGUUUUUACGCCUUAGAAAGGCGAUUCCAAAAGGAUCCAGAUCUUCAACACCAAUACUCUGAUUUUUUGAUCGAAUAUCAAAAGCUGGGUAAUAUGUCUCGUAUUUCCGGUCAAGACGAUACUGCCAGGGGUUUUUAUCUUCCCCAUCAUGCGGUUAGAAAGGACGACAGUUUGACUACCAAAAUUCGAGUCGUAUUUGACUGUUCGGCAAAAACAUCAACCGGUAUUUCAUUAAAUGAUACUUUAAUGGUAGGUCCUAAAGUACAAGAUGAUCUGUUUAUAAUUUUGCUUAGUUAUCGUUUGCAUCUAUAUGCACUUACUGCCGAUGUUGAAAAAAUGUAUCGACAAAUUCGUGUACAUCCAGAUGAUGCAAUCUAUCAAACGAUUCUUUAUCGUGAAAGUAUUAGCGAUCCGAUUGAGACUUAUAUUCUUGAAAUUGUCACAUAUGGCACAGCUUCUGCCUCUCAUCUAGCUAUUCGAUCCUUACAGCAGCUAGUUGAGGACGAAGGUCAUUACUAUCCACUUGCUUCUGUAUCUUUAAAAAAAGAUUUCUACGUGGAUGAUCUUCUAACAGGUGCGAAAACACUGCCAAAAGCAGAGCUAUUGCGCGAUCAACUACAAGAUUUAGUUAAGAAAGGUGGCUUUCAAUUACGAAAAUGGGCUUCAAAUCAUCCGUCUCUUAUAUCCAAUUAUUCUGAGCAUCCAAAAAAUACUCAUAUGUGCCUUGAUCCUGAAUCGUCUGUCAAAACCCUCGGUAUCCACUGGAACUCUAAAAGUGAUAUACUGUUUUAUUAG
This is a messenger RNA of Leptinotarsa decemlineata (Colorado potato beetle), 1092 nucleotides long. RefSeq lists its product as uncharacterized. Lineage: Eukaryota; Metazoa; Arthropoda; Insecta; Coleoptera; Chrysomelidae. The record is from RefSeq and is a predicted model, not a curated record.